This is a messenger RNA of Scatophagus argus, 1088 nucleotides long. RefSeq names its product cyclin-T2-like. Gene Ontology annotation, cellular component: nucleus; cyclin/CDK positive transcription elongation factor complex. The coding region runs from base 86 to 805 and encodes 239 amino acids. NCBI's taxonomy places the organism in Eukaryota, Metazoa, Chordata, Actinopteri, Scatophagidae. The record is from RefSeq and is a predicted model, not a curated record. The transcript is spliced from 7 exons. Gene Ontology annotation, biological process: positive regulation of DNA-templated transcription, elongation; regulation of transcription by RNA polymerase II. Gene Ontology annotation, molecular function: cyclin-dependent protein serine/threonine kinase activator activity.
CUGCUGCAAAUUUCGUCCUUCCGGUGCCCCCAUAGCCCCACUCCCUCCCGAUGCUAACACCGUCGGGCUUGGCUGUGGGAGCGUAAUGGCGGUGCACCGGGGACCUUCUACGAAAUGGCUCUUCACCCGGGAACAGCUCGAAAACACACCGUCUCGACGCUGCGGAAUAGAGGCUGACAGAGAGCUUUCUUACCGACAGCAGGCCGCCAACUUAAUCCAAGAUAUAGGCCAGAGACUCAACGUCUCCCAACUGAUUAUCAACACUGCUAUAGUAUAUAUGCACAGGUUUUAUAUGAUUCACUCUUUCACCAAAUUCCAUAGAAAUAUAAUUUCCCAGACUACGUUGUUCCUGGCAGCUAAAGUUGAGGAGCAGCCCAGGAAGCUGGAGCAUGUCAUUAAAAUAGCCCAUGCCUGCAUCAGUCCACAAGAGCCUGCCCUAGACACUAAGAGCAACGCAUUCCAGCAGCAAGCACAAGAGCUUGUAACACUGGAAACAAUAGUGCUGCAGACGCUGGGUUUUGAAAUAACAGUUGAUCAUCCACACACAGAUGUUGUGAGGUGUUCCCAGCUAGUGCGAGCAAGCAAGGAUUUGGCACAGACUUCCUAUUUCAUGGCUACCAACAGGUUAUUAUCCUGUUCCCAUUAUUGCACUUUAAUGGCACACUAUAGCUUCCUGUCCUGCAGGGGCCCCGUUCCUGUGUCCAACGCCCUGUUUGCGCCUGGAUCCUGGGAAACUCCAGUGUGGGGAAGUACCGGCCAGGCUGCUGUGCGGUGUAUUGUACAAGGGCUCUGUGUUGGCACAUAGGGGUUGAAUGCACAAUGUGGAGUGUAGUGGUGCUGUUUACCUCUCAAGGUUGUUUGGUGCGGAGUGCAUAUGCGUAAAAAAAAACUCAAGCGGUAGCCUGAAUAUAGAUUGCCACUAAAGAUUCUUAAACUUAUAAAGUUCUUUGUUUGCACCUCACCACCUUCUGCCUGCAGUACAGGCCCACAGUCGUCGCAUGUGUCUGCAUCCACUUGGCCUGUAAGUGGUCCAACUGGGAAAUCCCCGUGUCUACAGAUGGCAAACACUGGUGGGAGUACGUGGACCG